AUGGCUUCCAAAACCAUGCUCCUUCUCUUUGCAACUGUUCUCCUUUUCACUGCUAGGGCUUCAUCACUUGAUGAUCAUGAGGAACUCUCGAUUAAGUUUACUUAUGGCAAUGCACCAGCGCCACAACCUCUGGUCAAGGCAUCCAGUCCAACCCUUGCCAAGCCACCGUGUCCACCACUAGCCAAGCCACCGUCUCCACCAUAUACCAAGCCUCCAUCUCCUGUCAGCCCCCCAGUGAAGCCACCAACUCCUGUCAGUCCCCCAGUGAUGCCACCCACUUAUCCACCACUUCCCCCGGUCAGGUUCAAAUCAGAUUGCGUCCCAUUGUGUGAGAAGAGGUGCAUGCAGCAUUCAAGGAAGAGGCCGUGCAUGAGAGCUUGCACGGCGUGCUGCGAUCGCUGCCGCUGCGUUCCUCCAGGAACAUUCGGCAACGAGGAAAAAUGCGGCCAGUGCUACACCGAUAUUGUCAUCCAUGGCAUCAGAACCAAAUGCCCUUGA
This is a messenger RNA of Pyrus x bretschneideri (Chinese white pear), 498 nucleotides long. Its product is annotated as gibberellin-regulated protein 14-like. The transcript has 4 exons. The coding region runs from base 1 to 498 and encodes 165 amino acids. Lineage: Eukaryota; Viridiplantae; Streptophyta; Magnoliopsida; Rosales; Rosaceae. The record is from RefSeq and is a predicted model, not a curated record.